Messenger RNA from Rotaria sordida, 10260 nucleotides. NCBI's taxonomy places the organism in Eukaryota, Metazoa, Rotifera, Eurotatoria, Philodinida, Philodinidae. The record is from the annotation of a GenBank genome assembly.
AUGUCAUCUUAUUCCUCUCGUAAUAAUCGUUAUUAUGAUUCAAUACGUCAAUCACAUGGAAAUAAUCCUCGAUCACAAUCGAGUAAUCCUGUUGAUGAUGAAAAUAUGGAAGGAAUGUCUGACGAUUUACAAAAAAUCUUUGAUGAUGAUUCAAAAUGUGCACGUUUAUUAAAAAAAGUUAUACGUGAUGAACGAUCAUUUGAUUUACGUAUUCAACGUAUUCAAGAAUUUCAAGCCUAUCUUGAAAAACCUGAUAGUAGCAAAUUUAUUAUGAAAUUAGCUGAACCAGCACUCAAUGUAUUAUUCGAACAAUUUCAAGAAAGAUCUCAUGAAACUAUUCGAUCUGAACUUGUUCAUUGUAUUGGAUUAAUAGGUUAUGUUAUGUUAAAUGAAGGCGAACCAAAAUUUGCUGAAUGGAUAUUUGAACGUUUAAAUGAUGUACGAAAAAAUGAUAUACAAAAACAAUUACUUAUCAGUGCAUUUCGUGAUAGUAUGCAAAAUGAACAUGAUAUAUUAUGUUUAACUGAUCAUAUACAACAUAUAAGUGAACAAUUAAAAAAAAUUCUUGAAUCAGUUGUUCAUGCACCAUUAAUGAUUGUUAUUACGGAUACAAUUAUUGAUCUUUCAAGAAUUUAUCCUCAAGUAUUUCAAGAAAUUUUUCUUGAUAUUGUGGAUAUUCUUAUCGGUUGGUAUAUUGAACCAUUACCAACUGAUCGUAUUCUUGAAUAUACAGCUCAAGCAUUACAUAAAUUUCGUCCAUUUUGGAUUGAACAAAUUGAUUCAACAUUAACUUUAUUAGAUCAUUUUAUUGAAGAUGCUGAUAAUUAUGCUCAACAAUUUGACAAUCAGGAACAAAAUAAUGAUGAUAAUAUAAGUUCACUUACAGACAAAAUUGCUGCUUUAUAUAGAGCUUUUGCUACUGUUCUUCGUGCACUUUCCGAUAAUUUUGCCUCAACACCAACAUUACUUCCUAUUGAUUAUGUUGAUAAUUGGUUACAAAAAAUUUUACAUACAACAACUAUAAUAAAACAAGAUAAAUUAUUUGGUAUUUUAGCUAAAUAUGCUAAUAUAGCUGUUUGUACAUUAUUAGAAACAUUUUCACAAUUUGAUGAACAAGUUCAAAAAGAUGUAUUUGAUUUUAUUAUUCAACAAAUACAUCUUCAAAAACAACAAUGGCCAUAUGAAGCAGAUAUUAAUUUAUUGCGUUUAAUUAUGAAAGUUAUUGAUUUAGCUAAUCAUGAUUCAUGUGCAAUAUUAGCUAAUUCAAUAUUUGCACUAAAUUCACGUAUAUGGCUUUAUCGAUUUUUAUAUUCAAAUUCACUUAUUCAAGAUGUUUUACAAUUAUUUAAUCGUCUUUUAACAAUAAAAAGUAUUCCUGUUGUUCAACAAGUUUAUCAAGCUAUUUUAGCUGAUAUGACAUCAAAUUUUAAUGUACUUUUAAAUGUUCUUCAACAAAAAUCAAUUAUUAUUGGUAAUGGAUCAUUAUUAACAAGUGAUUUAAAUGAAGAUGAUGCAGAAGCAGCACUGAUUUUUGAUUGUAGUGCUUUAUGUCAAAUUGGAAAUGUAAAAGGAAAUUUAAUUGGAAUGUAUGCACUUUCUCCGCCACUUUUUGAAUUACUUGCUAAACAUCUUCAAUUAACAAAUUCCAAAUUAGCUCAACAAUAUCCAGCUGUUCAUUAUGGUGUACUUAAAACACUUUAUUCCCAUUGUGCAGCACAUGAACAUUUUAUUCAUAAUUCUGAUUUAUUUAAACAAAAUGAUACAAAUAAUGUAAUGAGUUUAACAAGUUUAACAAAAGAUAAUUUUGAAGAUUUACUUAAACUUCAUCAUCGUCUUAUUGUUAAUAGUCAUCUUAGUUGUCAUGAUACAAAAAAAUUAGUAUUAAAUUGGCUUGCUGAAAUUAUUGAUGCACUACCACAAGAAGAUAAUGGUUUACUUACUUUACCACUUUUACUUAAACUAUCUCAUGCUAUUAUUGAUAUAGCUUAUUCGGAUGAAGAAGAAAUUUGUAAUUUAUGUUGUCGUUUAUUAAAUAAAAUUGUUAAAAGACAACGUGAUCUGGAUGUAUCAUUCUUAGUUCGUCUAUUUGAUUUAUGUCGAUUUUGGUUACAAUCUAAUGAAACAUCAAUUCAUGAUAGUUAUUAUGCUAUUUUAUGUUGUUUACCUGUUAAUAUUUUAACUAGUAAAUUUCCAACACAUGGUACAUUAUUAUCAUCAAAAAAUGAUUAUUCUGGUUUUGCCAGUAUUGUUAAACGAAAUCAUAUGAAUACGCCAUAUUUAGGAACAUUUACAACACAUUGUUUUAAUUUAAUAUUAGGUUAUAUACUUGUUAAUCAUCAAAUGCCACGAAUGUAUGCAACUACAUGGCUUGAACGUUUAUUUCAAUCAUGUCAACGUAAAAGUAAUAAUGGAUGCUCAAAAGAAGAAUAUUUAUCUGAAGAUCAUCAUCGUUUAUUAAGUUAUGAACAAUUACCAAAUUUUGGAAAUGAUGCAUUGAUAUGGUUUUGGGCUAUAUGGGAAUGUGCACAAUUUUGUGUUAUGAAUAAAUUAAAAACAUCACUUGGAAAACCACAAGAAACAUUUCUAGCACUAGAAGAAACUUUACGUUUUUUUGCUUGGCCAAUUGAUAAUAAUACGAAAAAACUAGAAACAUCUUCAUCAGAACAAACAAAUCGUUCUUCAACACCAUCAUCAACAAUAAAUCCUCCAUUAACAUCAUCAUCAUCAAGUGAAAUCAAUAUUUCAAUAGAUAAAGGUGAUUGGUGGUGUGAUUUACAUCGUUGUGGUCUUUUAUUACAAUUAAUUGAAGCACUUGAAAAAUGUAUGUACAAUGCAUAUGAAGGAGCAGCUCUGUCACUUCCACAAUUACCUAAGACUGUGAAAUUUUUUUUUAUUACAAAUAAAUCAACAUGUUUUGAAUGGCUUAAUCGUAUUCGUAUACCAAUUAUUUUAACAGCUGUACGAAGUGGACAAUAUGAAUCAGCUGUACGAAAUUGUAAUCAAUAUUUAAUGCAUGUUUGUUCAUUAGGUCAAGCUGAGGCAAUAGAAUUUGAAUUUGUAAUAAUAUCAUUUGUUCAAUCACUUAUUAAACUUCAUAAUAGUAUGGCUAUUCAUGGAAUUUAUAUAUGGUUAAAAAAUAUUCAUCAACUUGAUUGGUCAUGGAUACGAGCAUGUGAACAUGAAGCUGCUGGCAAUCUAGAACAAGCAGCUUAUGAAUAUAAAUUAUUAUUAAAUGAACAUUUUAAAAAUCUUUCAAUAUCAAAUGAAACAAAAGAUGAUAAAAUAUCAAAUGGACUUGUAAAAUUUUUAACACAAAAAGUUUAUGAUUGUUAUUUAAGUCUUCAUCAAUGGCCUGAAUUAAUUGCAUGGAAUGAUGCAUGUAUUAAAAUGCAAAUGGCUUUUUUACAAGAUGAUAAUGAUGAUUUACGUAAAGCUAUGGAAACAACUAUUGAUAUAAACGCUAUUCGAGCAAUGAGUUGUUUUGAAAAUCGAGAUUUUGAAGGUUUAAAAGUAGCUAUGAGAAAAAUGCCAAAUUCUCAAGCAACUGGUGAAGACCUUGGUCGAAGUAUUUCUUGUGGUUGGGAUAUGGAAGCAUUUGAUAUGUUAGCAACUGUUGAAACAUUAAAAGGAGUAUCAAAACGAAGAUCGGGCCUUUGGUCACUCAAUGCAGUACUUCAAUUAACACAAGAUUUAACACGAAUUCAUAAUGUUGAUGAACAUGCAUCAUGGUCAGAAGAAAGAGCAGCUAUUAGUCAAGUUGCAGCUUUAUAUCAAAGUGAAAAUCGUGAAGUUCCACUUUUACCAGGUCAAAAAUUUGCACCUGUUCAACAUGGUGUACGAGCAUUGAAUUCUAUUCUUCUUUACAGUCAAUCAAGUUUUAAUAAUCAAAGUGCAUCAUCAGCUCUAAAUUCUAAUUGGACAGCUCUUCGAAUGGGUGCAGCACGAUUAGCACGUCAACAAAAUAAUUUUACAUUAGCUUCAAAAUUACUUAUUCAACAAUUUCAAUCAACUCAUACAUGGUCAACAGGUCCAUCAACAUCACAAUCUAGUAAUACAUCAUUAGGAUCACCAUUACGUUCAUUUCAUUCUGAUAUAUCAUCAAUUGAAACUUAUUCACUUGCUUCACUUUUAACAAUGAUUGAACGUUAUCAAAAUACUCAUAUGGUUUCUAUUGAACUUGAAACAGAAACAGGAAAAUUAAUGCAUGCUCUAUCAUUAAAUAAAGCUAAUAAUGUAAAUAUAACAAUAGCUAUUGAAUUUCUUUCACGUUCUAUUUUACGACAUUUAAUUAAUGAAAGUCAAAUUAAUCCUUCGUAUAACAAUCAACGUUCAUUAAUUAAUAUUGAAAAAUGUUCAAGAAAUUUAUUACAUAUUGCUAAAUGGUCACGUAGUGCAAUUGAAAGUAAUCAUGAAACAACAACAACAAAUGUUAUGUCACUUGGAAAAUUAUUUCAAUUACGAAAACAAUAUCUUCUUACUGGAAUUGGUAUUGAUAUUGCUGGAGAACCUUUUGUUCGAAAAAAUAUUCCUCUUGAUGAAUUAUUAAUUGGAGAAUUAUUAGAUUUUUCAACAUUAACUUGUCCAACUUUAGCUAAAUCAUGGUUUAGAUUUGCUGAUUGGGCUUAUACUUGGGGUAGACAAUUACUUGCUCGAUCUAUACCAUUAUCUUCAUUGGAUAUGGGACAACAAGUUCGUACAAUUCUUCCAGCGGAAGUUUCAUCCGAUGAAAUAACUGAAGUAUCUCGUAUAUUAUCAUCAAUUCGAAUUUUAAAUGAUGAUGAUUCUGAACUUACUGCUUCUGAAUUAUCUUCACUUCAUUCAUAUCGUACUGAUUUAUCACGUACUUGUUCAUUACUUACAAAACAUCCAAUAUUAAUUGAACAAUUACUUGCAUUACAUCCACAAUUUGAUUUACGUCGUUAUUUUCUUUUAGAACAAUCUUGUCGUGCUUAUUUUACAUAUUUACAAUUAAGUAAUACAAAUACAUAUGGAAAUAUAAAUGAAAAAAAAUCUAAUAAUAAUGAUGAUGCAUCAAAUGUACUUGUUACAUUACGUUUAUUGCGUGUACUUGUACGUUAUCCUCAACAAUUACGUACAAUAUUUGAAACAAAUCUUAUUAAUAUGCCAACUGUUGCAUGGAAACGUCUUAUACCACAAUUAUUUUCUCGUUUAAAUCAUCCGGAUAGUUUUGUUCGAGAUUAUGUUACAAAUUUAUUAAUACGUAUAGCAAAAGAUUAUCCACAAUUAAUACUUUAUUCAGUUAUUGUUGGAAUAACUGAUGAUUCAAAAAUGAGACGAAUAAAAUCACGAGAUGAAAAUAUUUAUGAAAGAAAACGUUUAAGUACAAAUGAAUUAGAUGAUGAAAAAUCACAAGAUAAUAUUGAAGAUGAUGAUGAAGAAGAAGAUGAUGAUGAUGAUGACGUUGAUGAUGAAGAUGUUGAAGAAGAAGAUGAUGAUAUUGAACAACAAGAAAAUGUUAUAGCUAUGCAAAAUAGUUUUAGAUUAAUUUAUAAUGUACUUUCGGAAACAAAUGCACAUGUUGUUGGACAAGUUAAAUUAUUUGUACAUGAAUUACGACGUGUUACUGUUCUAUGGGAUGAACUUUGGUUAGGAACAAUGGCACAACUUCAAGAAGAAAUUAGUCGACGUGUUGAUGUCCUUAAAGAUGAACUUCAGCGUCUUGAAUCUAUGACACAUUUAACAAAGGAAGAAAAAGAAUUUCUAAUUAAAGAAAAACAAGAUGUUUUAUUUAAAUCUUUUAUAACCGUUCUUGAAGCAGUUAGUCAAAUAACUCGUUCACCUGCUGAAACACCACGUGAACAAACAUUUCAAAAAGAUUAUAGUAAACAAAUUGAUGCAGCUAUUGAACAAUUAAAACAACCUAUUAUAUUAUCUAAUCCACAUUCAUGUUGGUUACAACUUCGACAGCUUUAUUCAAUGUUACAUCGUACUGGUAAACGAUCAGGUACAAUUCAUGCUAUGAAUCAAAUAAGUCCAAAAUUAGCACAAAUUAAACAUAGUGUUAUACCAAUUCCAGGCGAAGAUGGACAGUUUCAUACAAUUCAUAGUGUUGGUCAAACUGUUCAAGUAUUACCAACAAAAACUCGUCCAAAAAAAUUAAUGUUUGUUGGAUCAAAUGGUCGUCGUUAUCAAUAUUUAUUAAAAGGUCUUGAAGAUCUUCAUUUAGAUGAACGUAUUAUGCAAUUAUUAUCAAUAAUAAAUGUUAUGUUUACAAAAAUAAAUCGUAAUGAACCAUGGUCAUAUGAAGCUAGAAAUUAUACUGUUAUACCACUUGCAUCAAGAAGUGGUUUAAUACAAUGGGUUGAAGGUGCAACACCAUUAUUUACACUUUAUAAACGAUGGCAACAACGACAAGCAACAGCACAAACUUGGAAAGCUCAAAAUGAAAAUCAAGAAAUUACUUUAGCUACAGUACAAAAACCAAAUGAUGUUUAUUAUUCAAAAUUAAAUGCUAUAUUAAAAGAAAAAGGUAAACAACCUGUAGAAGAUCGACGUGAAGUACCAAUGCCAAUAUUACGUCAAUGUAUUGAAGAAUUAAUACGUGAAACACCAGCAGAUCUUUUAUCACGUGAACUUUGGUGUAGUUGUCCAAGUGUUGGUUUAUGGUAUAAAAAUGUUCAAAAUUAUAGUCGUUCAUUAGCUGUAACAUCAAUGAUUGGAUAUAUGAUUGGUUUAGGUGAUCGUCAUCUUGAUAAUGUUCUUGUUGAUUUAAAAUCUGGUCAAAUAAUUCAUAUUGAUUAUAAUAUUUGUUUUGAAAAAGGUAAAAAAUUACGUGUACCAGAAAAAGUUCCAUAUCGUUUAACACAAAAUUUACAAAAUGCACUUGGUACUGCUGGAAUUGAAGGUGUUUUUUCAUUAUCAUCAGAAAAUGUUCUUCAAAUAUUACGUAAUAGAAAAGAAAUUUUACUUAAUUUACUUGAAUCAUUUAUUUAUGAUCCAUUAAUUGAUUGGACUGGUCAUGAUACAGGUGUACUUGCAGCAUUUUAUGGUGGUCAAAAUAAUUUAUUUGAACAAAUAGCAAUUAAAAAACGUCAAAUUGAAAAAGAUUCAUUAUUACGAAUGUUUCAUCUUCGUAAAAUUGAAAUACGACAAAAUUGGAUUACUUUAGGUGAAUCAAUUAAUCGUACAAUGAAUAAAUUAAUUCAACGUGUUAAUGAUAUAAAUGAAUUAGAAAAAAAUAUUAAUGAACAUGAUAUUAAAAUGAGUAUUAUGGAAAAACGUUUAGAUUAUUUUAAAACAACAUUAGAAAGUUCAUCAACAAAUCAUUCAUUAUUUUCAUUACUUGAUAGACGAAAAAAAUUACAAACAAUACGAACAGAUAUGAAUACAGCAAAAGAUUUAGUUUUAACACUUUAUCAAAAUCUUGAAAGUAUUUUAAUUAAUAGUAGUGAAGCACAUGUAGAUUUACAAUCAAAAACAUUUUGUGAUAAACUUCAUGAUUUUGUUGAAAAUGAUAAUAUUUCAAUGAGUACAUCACCUGUUAUUCUUGCUGCAGAUUUUCUUCAAACAGCAGGAAAAUCAACACUUCUUCAUCAGAGUGAACAAUUAGAUGAUGAAUUACGAAAUGCUUUAAAAGUUUAUCGAACAGCACGACAACCAACAAUUACUAGUGUUUUAAAAAAUCUUGUUGAUCUUUGUCAAUAUUUACCUAUUGAUUAUAUUCAAUCAUCAUUAUUAACUAAACUUAAAAAUCAUUUAAAUGAACUUUGUAAUAAUUUUACAACAGAAAAAUGUCAAGAAUUUUUAAAUCAUAUCGACACAUAUUUUCUAAUUGAUGAAAAAUCUCCAUUACGUUUAGAAUUAAUAAAUCGAACAUUAUCAAUUGAUAAUCAAUUUAAUGAAUAUAAUCAAAGUAUAAAUCAAGAAAUAACUAAAACAUCUGAAUUACAAAUAUUUAUUAAUCAAUCAUCUGCAGAUAUUACAAUUUAUAAAAAUUUACUUGAUACAAAACUUCAAAAUUUAGAUAAUAAUGAAUAUACAAAUUAUCGUAAUACAAUUAUAUUUAUGUUAUUUGAUCGAUGGCAACAUUGUCGUCAAAUGAGUGAUACAGCAAGAAAUAUUCUUAAUCAUUCAUCAAUAACAGAUAUCAAUAAUGAUACAUUUAUUAAUGAAAUUUAUACACUUAUUAGUAAUACUUCUUAUCUUGCUUCAAUUAUUCAACAAAAUACUAUAACAAUGUCAUCAAAUUCUUCACUUAUUGAUACUAUAGUCAAAUUAAUUAGCAAUUUAGAAAAUAUCUUUCGAUUAUUAAAGAAUUUAUUAAACAAUUUUGAAUUGACUACAAUUUCAUCUUUAAUUCGUGGUGCUUGUUCAAAACAGACUAGUCUUACAUUAUGUAUGGAUUUAUUAAAUAAUGCUUUCAAACAAAUUCAACCAAUGACAAAUUCAAAUUCAACAACAUCAGUCGAUGAUACAUGUCAAACAGUUUAUCAACAACUUCGUUCUUCGUGGACAACAACAUCAAAUGAAAUAUUCGAUACAUUUUUAAAUUUAUCAAAUUCUUUGGAUGAUCUUGAUAAAGAAUUUAAUAAUAUUUAUAUACUUUUUCAAACAUUGAACGUACCUUCUGUUUGGUUACAAUCGUCAUUAUUUGAUUGGAAACAGACAAAUAUUGAUAAUGAUGUACAUCGACAAUUUUUAAUAAAUUUUUUUGCUAUGAGUAAAAUUGCAACAAUGCGACAAGUUUGUCAAUUAAUUAUUGAUCAUUCACAAACAUUUGAUAAUCUUAAAUCACAAAUAACAAAAGAUAAUGAUCUUAGUAAUAUAAUUAAACAAUUUAUUAUUCUUUAUAUUGUUCAAUAUCUUGUUGAUUUACCUUCUCUUGCAACAAGUUAUUUAAUAUUUUCAUUAAUUCCAUCAUCUCAAACUAUUCUUGAAAAUAACCUUAUUCAAACAGAUAAUCAAUUUCAAGAUUUUAUUAAUAAUAAUUGUUUAAUAACACCAACAAAUCAAUUAACUGAUCUUCAACAAAUUUUAGCACAAAUAAAUGGUAUAUGGCAAAAUUAUAAUAAUGCUGAACACAUAAAAACUUCAUUAGAUAUAUUACAAAUACGUAAACAUACAAAUGAAAUGCAAUUAUUAGCAUAUCGUUGGAAAAAUUUUUAUUUACUUAAUUCAAAGAAUAAAGAUCAACAACGACAAACAAUAUAUGAAGAAUUAACAACGGAUCAAAAUAUAUUAACUAUUAAUGAUAGUAUAUCUACAAUGAUUAUUGAUAAAAUGACUAAUCUUGAACAAACAGUUAUUCAACGAUUACGAUGGGCUGCUGGUGCUAAUCCAUUAGUUCAAGAUGUACUUGAUAAAUUUGAAAUUCGACAAAAAGAACGUACUAAUCAAAUCGAUAAUGAUAAACAACUGUGUUCACAUCUUGUUAAAAUUCUUCAAUCAUGGCUUCUUUUUGAACAAUAUGAAGAACAAAUAAAAUUACAACGAGAUUUAAUUAUACAUGCAAGAACAUUUGCAGAAAAAGGUUUUGAAAUUUGUCAAUUAAAACAUAAUAUUGAAUCAAAUUUUACUAUUGUUGAACAAGCAAUUUUAGAAUUUCCUCCGGUUGAAAAUUUAAAACAAAUAACAUUACAAAAUCUUCCAUCAUUAAUUGAACAAGCAGAAAAUGAAUGUAUGAAACAUAAACGAAGUCGAAUUAAAGAAGAAAGAGAACUUGAAAAUCGUCGUGAUGAAACAAGUCAUUUAAUAAGUGAAUUAAAAGAACAUAUGUCUCAACAUAAUACUAUUUUCAAAGAUAUAUCAUCUGUAUUAAAAAGUUUACUAAAAAUUAUUCCAAAUCAUGCAUUACAAAAUUAUUCAAAUAUUCAUCGUGAAUUUCUUGAAUUAUGUCAUACUGUUGUUAAACAUACACUUCAUAUUGAUACAAAUAGUUCAAUGAAAUAUGAUGUACUUAUAAUAAAAAUGAAACGAAUUCUAACAAUUAAAAUUAAAGUUUUUGAUGAUUUAAUUCAAUUAAAUCCAACUAUUGAUAAUGAAAAUCGUGAAAGAACAAGUUCAUCAACAGUAAAUAAUAGUACACAACAUGAAACUACAGAUAAAACAACAAAAGUUACUGAAGAACGGAAUAAAUAUGCUGUUGAAAUCUGUAAACGAAUUCGUGAUAAACUUGAUGGUUCAGAUCCUGAUCCAUUAAUUCAAAGUUCUAUUAGUGAACAAGUUCGUUAUACUAUUCGUGAAGCAACAGAUAUCGAAAAUUUAGCAACACUUUAUGAAGGAUGGACAUCAUGGGUAUGA